Spirometra erinaceieuropaei is the source of this 1113-nucleotide messenger RNA. The record is from the annotation of a GenBank genome assembly. Lineage: Eukaryota; Metazoa; Platyhelminthes; Cestoda; Diphyllobothriidea; Diphyllobothriidae.
AUGCUUAAACAUAACGGUCGCUAUGAUUAUGAUGAUGAUGACGAUGAUGACGAUGAUGAUGAUGAUGAUGAUGAUGAUGAUGAUGAUGAUGAUGAUGAUGAUGAUGAUGAUGAUGAUGAUGAUGAUGAUGAUGAUGAUGAUGAUGAUGAUGAUGAUGAUGAUGAUGAUGAUGAUGAUGAUGAUGAUAUCUUAACAAUUGCCACUGCAGUAACCGACGUAGUUGCCCUCUUAAAUGCUGCAAGUCAGGCAUAUCCGUCGACUAAAUUCACGUUGGAAAUCAAAACGGUCGGAUUGCUCCCUUUCUUAGAUGUUCUUCUAAGCAGGAGACCUGAUGGGAGUGUCCGAAGAAGCGUCUAUCGGAAGAAAACCUGGUCUGGACAAUACACGAACUUCGCCAGUUUCUUACCCCUCCAACAAAAACGAAAUCUAGUCCGAUGUUUGGCACAAAGAACUAGAAAAAUUUGCACAACAGAUAGCAUCGAGGAGGAGCUUAGAAAAAAUUUGGACUUCCUUCGCAAAAACGGAUAUCCUGACAGAUUUCUUGCUAAGAACAUUGCCGAACGACCGAAACAACCCGCCACACCGACUGCCGAAAAGAAAACUUUGUUCCUCAAGGUCCCUUUCCAAGGGGACGCUGCGAGUGAACUGCUAAGGAGACGCCUUGAUCAAGCUGUCUCGCGAACCUUCCCAGCAGCAGGGGUUCAAAUAUCAUUCUCUACCAACCCUAUUUUACGCGGGGAAGGUAAGGAUAUGUUGCCACCGCAGACCACCUCAAUGUGCAUCUAUUCCUUUUUUUGCACCUGUGGGGCAGGUUAUAUUGACCGCACAAGUCGGCCAAGAAUACGAGAACACCUUCCGGCAUGGCUGGGAAAAGGCGAAACGAGGAGCAUAAGCAGCGCCAUUCUCGCGCAUGUUGUCGAUUCCGGACAUCGCGUGGACCCCAACGAAGCUUUUCAUUCGAUUUUUAAGGUUCCAUGGAGCUAUCCGAAGGUACUGGGCCAACGCCUGUUAGCAAUAGCAGAAGCGGCCGCCAUCAGGUUACGAAAGCCAAUCUUGUGCGCACAGAAGAACCACGUUCAGGCUCCGCGCGUACAGCGGUCGAAGGUUGACUAG